CGAGUAAGCUGGCGUCCAUUGCCCCUGCGCAAAAGGGCCUUCUCCGGUUUCAAAUGACAACGUCGUCCCGAGCCGGCUAGCCGUUGUUAUCGGUGCAGUGCCGAUGCAGGUGCCUUUUGGGGACUGCGAUAAGCCGAGUUGAACAAAGCCGCCUCAUCGUCAUAUCACGGCCCAACCCAUCACCGCAGCACUGCCGUUGUGUCACCGGCCCUUUGCUCCCCGAUCCCCUUGUCGACAGCAUCAUAGUCGCUAUCAGCCUGUAACCGGGCGUCCUAUCUCACCGCGCACUGUCCUCACUCCCCCAGUGAGGCUUUUAUAACUCACCGUCUUUCCGUCCCAGCGAAAUGGCUACCCAUCACGUCAGAAGCCACUCUGGCUCAAAAAGGACGCUGCCGGCCCAUUCGCGGCAGACCAGACCUGCACCUCUUUCGAAACGAUCCACCAACGCCAGCAGUAAGAAAGUUGCGCCUCCAAAGGAUCCAGGCGAGUACGAGGAUUCCGAGGACAUGGCAACCAGCUUCCUGCAAUUUUGCACCACUUGUGAAAAGCAGAUAAUCGUGCCAAGCAACUUUGUCCUCUAUUGCUCGGAAAGUUGCAAAAGACAGGAUCACAGCAAACAGUUGCCUCCACACUGCUCGCCAACCUUACUACCUUACAUGGAUUCCUCUCUCGAGGACGUGCAGUUCCCAGACAUUGUUGCGCCUCGCACACCCACAACUCCCAUGGCUCUCUCCAAACGCUCAUCUUGGAACCUGUCCGAGCCAUCUUCAGAGGAGAAUCCCACGUCGAGCGAAGACAGGCCUGGGAAGGAAACCGAGGCUUCAGCAUGGCUCCGCAAAUUCUACCGUGUACCGCCCGAAACAAGUGGGCAACAUGUCCGACCCCGAUACCACCGUGCCUCGUCUUCCAUCGCCACAACCCAUUACACUACACCCUCACUUUCGCACACACCGUCUUCGACCCUGAGUUUUUCCGUGCCGUAUACUCCUUCAACCCAAGCACUACCGCCCAAGACAAACCCGCAUUACUCAUCUUCUGGCUCCCGAUCGAUAGAUCUCGUUACGGCAUACACGUAUCCCAGCGUGCCUUCGAGUCCUCAACAACAGUAUUCACUGAAAAGCCCACCGUCUUCUACCAUGACCCCCGACAAAUGCGAAGGAAAAUUCGAGUACCAAAAAUCUCCCAUCCCAUCCCUCACGAGCGCUGAUGGUACACUGAAGCAACUGCUGGCUUCUUCGGGUGCUGCGACGCAGUAAGAUUACUCGCAUACGCCCGGUCAUACUGCUGCCAUCGCUAUUUGUCGUCAUUGGUUCAAGUUGCAUUGAUCCACCAUUAUGUUUUCUUAUAGACCUUUUACUCGGGAUCU
Messenger RNA from Westerdykella ornata, 1366 nucleotides. RefSeq lists its product as uncharacterized. The transcript has 4 exons. The record is from RefSeq and is a predicted model, not a curated record. The coding region runs from base 345 to 1256 and encodes 303 amino acids. NCBI's taxonomy places the organism in Eukaryota, Fungi, Ascomycota, Dothideomycetes, Pleosporales, Sporormiaceae.